CUUUUUUCAUUUCUUUUUCGCAUCCAUUUUUUUCUCCCUAAAGAGCUUUCAUUACCUACCGCAAAGAGAUUUUUUCUUUCUCAAAAAGGGCUUAUGAUGAGAUUCUCAAUCAAAAAGUAUAUAAAAAAGGCAACAGCAUCAGCAAUAAGUAGCAGUGAUAGUAGCAAAAACAAAAAAGAGAAGAACGGCCAUAGUACAUUUACUUCAUCGUCUUCAGAAGAGUCAGUUGUAUUACAGCAGCAACAGGAGCAAAAGCCAGCAUCGGUAGACAACAAGUCUUUGUUACAGCUACAUUUGCCGAAUGACUUUGCUCGCCCUUUCGACGUACCUGAACUGCAUGGAGACUAUAUAAAUGAGAGGAUUAGUGUUUUGACUACAGCAACCACAACUACUACUAGCGCAACAUCGCCUACUUGCUCUCAAAUAUCUUCUGCUUCCUUUUUUGAUGCAAAUGAAGAUCUUGAAGAAGACAGUUACAAUUAUAAUAAUAGACAUUCAGUAGAACAGCGCUGUCUUAUAGUGGAUGACCUAGGAGUAGCAGAAAAUACCGUUCGUAAUAAUGGCGACAGCAACAGAAACGGCCCUGCAGCGCUUUGUCUAGAGAAACGGCAUUACUCUAUAGAUGACCAACAUUCUCUUUCUAUAGCUGGCAGAAAGUCAGAUGAAAGUCCAUUUAGUAACGUCAUACCAACAUCGGGCUCCGUAGAUACCGAAGCAUCAUUCAAUAAGUUAUUUGAAUGUAACGAGAAAAACGACGAUUUAUCGUCCAGUAAGAAAAUUGAUAAAGAACAACGUAGCAAAGGCAAUGAUGUAGCCUCAAUUGUUAGUAGCUGCAGUACCAAUAUUACAGACAUUAUCCAAAAUACCGUUAUUAAUGAUGAUGAUCAGAGUAUCACGAAUCUUUUGGCCGAGUCGGUUUGGGAUAUUGACGAUAUAAGCUUCAACACAGAAGAUGAAGAGUACAUCAAGUCAAAAGAUGAAGAACAUGAUAAACAGCCGGAUAACACAGCAGACGUAGUUGAUCUGCUUAGUGUGCAGAACAAAGUUUCCGCAAAAGUUACAGAACAAGCUUCAAAUGAGAGUAAUUGCAGUGCCUCAGUAAUAUACAGAAACAAUGAAGAAGCUAUGAUUAAUUUUGGUGAGCGUGCACAAGACAAAGAAAAUACGGAUACAGCUACCAACAUGAAUGGGCAUGAGGACAACGAAGCAGAAGUAGUCGACGAAAUUGAUAUAGCAAGCUUGACACUUACUGAAAGCAAGUCUUUUGUCGCAGAAAUCGAAAACUCAUCCCGCUGUCAAUGGGCUAAAGAUGGGCUUGCCAUUGUUAGACAGCAAGAUUCUCAAACAAUUGUUGACCCUACGCUAUCUAUUCAAAACGAAGAGAAAAAGCGCAUGGCAAGCUUCAUUCCAAGAAGAUUACCUACCAACAAGAUAUCCAAAUCACUAAAGGUAGAAGAUGGCCAAGUAACGACAGCUUCAUUAACUGAGAAGCCACAAAGAAGCUAUAUUCCAGUAUUGGCUACCAAGCAGCCUUACAAACGACGAGGCUCCACUAUUACAGCAAUUGACAGAAUAGGGAAUAAUAGCCUUUCUACUACUUCUUCUACGGAUUCAACCAUAUCAACUGGUCUUUCCUCGUCCUUAUCCAGUUUGUCUCUAACCUCAAACAUAAGCCUUGGCAGUGCUAACUUCGUGAAAACUUCUGAAGUAACAGUGGUUUCUUCUCAGAAAAAGCGUCCGACUUCCAUUUCUUUAAUCCCAAAGUAUAACAACUGCUAUCCAAGCAACAAGCAACAGAUAACUGUUGCUAUUAGCCUAUCCUCUGGUAGUAUUACGGAAACAGCAACAGCAACAAAUACUGGUGACCCUGGUAGUAGUAUUGCUCGGAGUAGUAACAGCAAAAUACCUAGGAGAAGAGUGUCCGUUGGUCUUUUAUAAAAUUAACUGGCUCAUGACUCUCAAAAUAAUGUAACUGAAC
This is a messenger RNA of Mycotypha africana, 1978 nucleotides long. RefSeq lists its product as uncharacterized. Bases 94 to 1938 code for a protein of 614 amino acids. The record is from RefSeq and is a predicted model, not a curated record. NCBI's taxonomy places the organism in Eukaryota, Fungi, Mucoromycota, Mucoromycetes, Mucorales, Mycotyphaceae. The transcript is spliced from 2 exons.